Acaulospora colombiana is the source of this 599-nucleotide messenger RNA. The record is from the annotation of a GenBank genome assembly. NCBI's taxonomy places the organism in Eukaryota, Fungi, Glomeromycota, Glomeromycetes, Diversisporales, Acaulosporaceae.
AUGGACAUCACAGGCUCAGAUGUACACGUCAAGGAUUCGCCUAGUAAAGCAGAUGUACAGCUCACCGGGGCAAAUGAAACAAUGAAAGACGAUGAAUAUGAAGAUGUCAACAUCAGUGCAUUGGUAGGACUGGAUACCCCAUUGGAAGAUUUCAAGGCCGCCCUCGCCAGUGGAGGAGAUAUCGUAUCUGAGGCUGUCGCGCAACUAUCGGAUGUCAUCAAACAACUUGCCCUUGCCAAGCAUUUCCCUAACAGGCGGAAAAACGAACUAUUGGAGGCAAUGAAAUUCCUGAGAGAGACAUGUUUGAUGGAGGACGAAAUUGUGGCUUGGAACGAAUUUAUACGUGAAUUAAAGCAGGCCUGCCUAUCAACCACCGAGCCUGGUAAUAAACCGUUCUGGGAAGCUGUCAAGAAGUUGGGUAAUGCAAUGACCCUUAUUGGAAAAUCAGAAGCCACUAAAGCUUUCAAUCCGGAAGGAGCGCUUACCUCCCAAGCAAGUGUAAGGUCCACAGACUGGCCAUUUGAAAUUUCGCAGAUCCACUCCAACAUUCCUUCUCUCGCUCCAUCCGCCCCCACAAGGGCGCUAGUACUCUCGGAUGG